Molecule: messenger RNA, 846 nt
Organism: Fulvia fulva
Lineage: Eukaryota; Fungi; Ascomycota; Dothideomycetes; Mycosphaerellales; Mycosphaerellaceae
Product: Esterase
Exons: 2
Coding region: 1-846 (281 amino acids)
Biological process (GO): secondary metabolite biosynthetic process
Cellular component (GO): nucleus; cytoplasm
Source: RefSeq, a predicted model, not a curated record
AUGUCCAAAAUCGACUCACCUCCAUCUACCCUUCCCCUCCCUCGCAUCCUCUGCCUCCCCGGCGGCGGCCUCAACGCGCACAUCUUCAAACUCCAAAUGCGCCUUUUCACCGCCUGCCUCGCCCCCCACUUCCGCCUCGUCUUCGUCAACGCCCCUUUCGAAAGCGAAGUGCACCACGCCGCCAAACCCGUCUUCGACAACAUGGGCCCGUACACCCGUUGGUUUCGCUGGGAGAAACAUCAUCCUGUCGUUGAUAAGACCGCUGCCGUCGAUGACAUUGAAGACGCGAUGAUGAGCGCCAUGGUCAAUGAUGCGGGCAGUGGGGAGUGGGUCGGAUUGUUGGGGUUCAGUCAGGGUGCUGCUGUGGCAGCGAGUAUUCUACUCGAGAACCAGGUGCGGAGGAGGACGGGGAGUUUUGCCUGGAGCUUUGCGGGGGAGUGGUGGAAAUUCGGCAUCUUUAUUGCUGGUUAUGCCAGGCCGGCGAGUUUGAGUGUAGACACUGAGGGAAGCGGAAGCUUCACGGAUCCAGGGAGCAUGUUGAUCCCGCCUCCUGAGGGAAGUAAAGAGAGGAUUGAGAGCAAUGGGGAGAGAUUAGAGUGUCCCACCUUCCAUGUAAGCGGGACGAGGGAUCCGGAUGUGAGGUGGCAUUGGUGUUUGUUCAAGGACUAUUGCGCGGAGGGGACGGCGAGGUUGUAUGAAUUUGAUGAUGGACAUCGGGUGCCUUUUAGGACGAAGGAUGUUGAGGCGGUGUUGGAGGGGAUUCUGGAGGUUGCUGAGGCGGCGAAGUCACGGCCUUGGCCGUUGUUGCCGACUCCUGAUGAUUCGGGUGAUGAGGCUAAGGUAUAA